This is a messenger RNA of Colias croceus (clouded yellow), 1725 nucleotides long. RefSeq names its product MYCBP-associated protein-like. NCBI's taxonomy places the organism in Eukaryota, Metazoa, Arthropoda, Insecta, Lepidoptera, Pieridae. The transcript has 2 exons. The annotation marks the transcript as partial. The record is from RefSeq and is a predicted model, not a curated record.
UUUAAGGAAAUUAAAAUCUACCCAGACAGAGAACUUCUAGUAUGGGAAAAAUGGAUUCAAAUAAGAAAAGAGGAAACACAACAUUUAGCUGCGAAAACCAACAGACCACCAGCAGAUUUAACAAUGAAUUUAUUGGAAAAGGUCCGCGAGGACAAGGAAAGAAAAGAAGUAUUAGAACAUGCUCAAAUUGAAAAGAAGCCAACUGUUAGAGGUUGCUUAUGGGAACAACCUCUUAGAUUAAAACAGCGUUGUUACUGUGAAUCAGUUUAUGAAGUUCAAAGGACGAGAGCUGAAAUGGGAAAACCCAGAAUUAUACAGCAUGUUGGAGUACCCAAGUACAUUCAGGAGACAGAGAAAGGUAUCAGCGGUGUAUCGAAAAGAAAUCCGUGUUCCAAUAUUGAUCAUGAGUACAAAAAAUAUAGAGACGAAAGAGAAAAAAACCUUAAGGAGAAGAUCGAUAAAAUUGAUCCCUACCGGCCAGAUAUGCAAGAACUAUUUGUACUAGGUAGUAAGCCGAAGCCUCCUCCACCAAAAAUACCCGACCUACCAAAGAUUAUUCUUUCUACAGUAAUGAGUCAUGGCAACUAUGCUGUCAGUUCCAUUUACGCACUAAAAGUUAACAAUACAAUUUUUGUUAAGGAUAUACCAGAUCAAAAAAUACCAAGCGCCCUAACAGCUAUGCAGAAAGAACCAGGACAUGAAUGGUGUAACUCGUGGUCAUAUUAUUUUAAUACACCAGUUAAUAGAGCUGGAAGAUGUAAACUGUUUUUGAAAAAUGUUGGUACCGUAAUGUUAAGAUAUUGUUGGAAAAAGAUAAAGCGAUCACUUCCCUUUAUUCCGGAACAACCCUUUGAGCAAGUAUUCUUUUUCAACAAGAAUGAAGACACUAUUUAUCCUGGUCAAGAAAAAAUAAUUUAUUUCACUUUCAUUUCUGACAAGCCAGGAAUUUAUAGUGAAAUUUGGGAACUUAGUACAUGCAAUAUUUGCCUUUUUGAUACUUUAGCUGAGAAAAUUGUAAUCAAUUUGAACGCUGACUCCGUCGAAAAUAUAGAGAGAACUAGAAGAAAAGCAUAUAAAUUAGAUGUGAAAAUUAAGCAUGUUGCUAUAAGAAACUUCGUCUUACAUUUAUUGGAUGAGGUAAUAAUGAAUGCCGUUAGCAUACAACCACCACCAUAUCCAUACAAGAAUUAUCUAUUAGAACGAGAAAUGUUUAUUAUGAAAAAUCCUAUUUAUUUCUAUCAUCAAACCGAAGUUCUACAUCUAAACGAUUUAUAUACCGAAAUGUUACCUGGACAAACGUGGGAUCUCUCUAUCGUUAGCUGGAGAGCCGCAAUGAUGGAGAAAAUGUAUGACGAUAGAAUGAAAUACUUUGAACUCCUUAAAAAAUCACAUCUCCAUCUUUUAAAGCCUUGGCUAGAAGGAGAAGAGCUUUUGAAAGAAAAAUAUAGAGCUGUUAAUUUGCUACUCGGUCAGUUAGCCGACAAAUUUGACUGGGAAUAUUUAAGAUUAUACCAUCUCUUGAGGCGCGAUGUUUCUGGACAGUCACAUGUUGCUGAUAUAAGUACUGUGUCUAUUAAUUCAUUGGAUUCUACAACAAGCUUCACAAUUCGUAAUAUACUUUACGUACGAAUGUACGAACAUCUAGCUUUCACAAUAGAAAUGUGUGCAGGAGCUUUGAGCAGUUUGGAUUUGAACAGAUGGAUCCAAUUUGAUUUCUGUCGUUGA